AUGGCUGCCAAGUUGCCGCCAAAUUUUAGAAAUGAGGAAUUCAGCGGCACCAGGCAGACCAAUUUCCACACGGACUGUACUGCACCAACCAAACUGCACUGGGAGUGGCGAUCGACGGUGCGGUGCUGGCUGCAGUGUAUACUUUUUCUCAAUUUUUCAUCGGAAAUAGCAGAAGGAAAACGAGUGUACAGAGUGACUAGACCCUCACAUACGGAUGAGAAUUACAGAUUUCUUUCCAAUCGGACAAGUCGGAUGCCGGGGAUUCUGGCGUUAAUGACUUCAGCACCAGGAGAUACACGGACGAACGACGUCGACAUUGUCUGUCAUUCGGAACCAUCCACAUGCUCUCUGAGUCCUGUCGACUACUUGCCGGAUGAGAUCACAUUGUGAUGAGAUGGGGCAAUUGAUUGGGAGGAAGUCUAUUUCUCUGGAUCCUGUCGACUACUUGCCAAAUGACAUCCUAUGGAAGAUAAUUGGUUUUCUGUCGGUAGAAGACUUGUGUCACCUGGCUGUAUGCAGCAGGACAUGGAGGAACGUAACUAACACCAACAUCCUCUGGCUUCCUCUUUGUAAACUGAGAAAUUGGGAACGUUUUGGUACGGAAGUAGAUCUCCGCAAAGAGAAGCCAAUGUACAAAAUGUACUCUACAACGAUCAGCAAACGUGGUACCAGUCCAACCUUUCGGGCGGAUUCGGUCAUUACUGGCGACUGUAACCUGAAGGAUCUUGCACCAACCUGUGAAUGGAAGGAGGUGUA
Molecule: messenger RNA, 756 nt
Organism: Patiria miniata (bat star)
Lineage: Eukaryota; Metazoa; Echinodermata; Asteroidea; Valvatida; Asterinidae
Exons: 4
Coding region: 1-390 (129 amino acids)
Source: RefSeq, a predicted model, not a curated record